Lachancea meyersii CBS 8951 is the source of this 261-nucleotide messenger RNA. The record is from the annotation of a GenBank genome assembly. Lineage: Eukaryota; Fungi; Ascomycota; Saccharomycetes; Saccharomycetales; Saccharomycetaceae.
AUGAGAGGCGGCCCCAGAAGUAUCGAGGAGCUCCUGUAUCAGAAGUUGCUGGAAAGCGCGGGUUUCCACCGUUUUGUCCGGCGAAUUUACUAUAAGGUCAACGGGCUGCAAGAACCGAUGAAUAAGGAAACCAGAUCGGUCUCAGCCGACCAAAUUUUUAGACCUACCAAAACCCAAAAAUUCAAAGCGUUCAGGACACUGUUUUGGGACGAGCUGAGAUCAACUUUCGGCUUUCAAAGACGAUUUAACAAGAAGUUUUAA